Bursaphelenchus okinawaensis is the source of this 6211-nucleotide messenger RNA. The record is from the annotation of a GenBank genome assembly. Lineage: Eukaryota; Metazoa; Nematoda; Chromadorea; Rhabditida; Aphelenchoididae.
AUGAGAAGAGCCGGCUUCAAUGGUCCCAUAUCAGCAGUGGUUCAGGAGCUCAGGGAGUCUGAAUUCAAGGAUGAUUCGUUUAACUUUGAAGAGAAAUCUGUACUAGGAGGAGGGAUGUUCGAUAAGAAAAGUAAGGAUAAUAUUGUAUUAGUUGAUCUUGAUGUUUAGGUACGAAACAGGACUACUUCUAUAUUUACAACGACAAUCAUCUGAUGGUGUACCAGAAGGGUGGGGCAGCCAGUCAGUCGCUUGUUGUCCUUAACUAUUACUUUAAUGACACAGCUGCAGUUCAGUCAGCGGUUUACUUCAGAGCUGAUGGUAUGUUUUGCUCUAUAAUUUGAUUUUUAGUUGAUAUUAUGUUGUAAAACUUGGCGAGACUGUUAACAAAAGUAUAUUAUUGCAGAAUCCAUGGAAGGAGUGCUGGUAGCUGUUCGAGAUUUGGCCCUGGAUGCCAAUUACGUGUCAUUUAUAUCGUUUGAAACCAAAAAACAGCACAAGGCUUGUCUCUUCAAUGCCAAGAUAUCUCACGUUCAAGUGUGUGUGGAUGGAGUGAGUAUGAAAACAGCUACAGGCUUGAGUGCCGGAUUGGGCAAAUAUCCUCAUGUGCUUGUAGUUGGCGGAGAAGACACAUACGCUGCUAUAUUCCACAUGGGACUAAUACCAAAGGAGCCUUGUGAAGAUAAUGCUAAACUGCCAAACAAGUGCAUCAUGUUAAUGAGUAAGGCUUUGUUCUAUGUUAUUUAUAAUGUUUCUUGAUUAUAUUAAAUAUUUUUGGAUUUUAAAACAAUCUUUUUAAUUUAUUUUGGCCGUUUAACAUGACUAACAUUAUAUUUCUGAUAGAUAACAUAAUAUUAUUUAAUUUUUUGGUUGAUAUAAUAAUAUUUUUAGAACCAGAUGAAAAUGGGGACAUUGAAUACAACACGGAACUGAAACAAGGCACUUUUAAGAAAGGUAGGGUUGUAUUUUUAUUAUUUAUUUUUAAAUUUAGAAGCCGUUGAAGUAACAUCGUUGUGUUAUGUCGAAGAACGUCGAGUAGUAGCUGUAGGACUUUCGAAUGGUAUUGUAUCUCUGUCAUCUUUAAAGUCAGGGCUUGUGUAAGUUGUUUUUUGGAUUGCAACGUUUUUUGAGUAUGAUUUUACAUUAUGUUAUGUGGUAGUAGGUCAUCAUACGCUACAUAUUUAUAGUAUGGGAACUAUGCUAAUAGUUAUAACAAUUUUUACUCUUAAUUUUAACUUUUUGCAAAUUUUAGAGGCUAUGUCUACAUUGGCCGAUCUUUCGAAGUCUUGGACAUUACCUGGCAGAACUCGAUCGACGACAGCGACAAGUGCAUCUUCAUGUGGAUGUACAUUCGUCGUAUCUAUGAUAAUCAGCAUAUAUUGUGUUUGUUCAGUAACUCUGGCGCUGUUGGUAACAGCGAGAUCUCAUGGGUUAGAAGGUUCCACUAUAUUAUCAAGGAUUGUCAGGAAAUGCUGGUAAUGAAGUCGAUACCUCUGAAUAAGGAACAAGCAGCAGCGAUUGGGCUGACUGACAACACGGAAGUCGAAGAUACGAUGAACACUACUGUAAGUAGUCCGGAAUGGUACACGGCUAACAUGAUGUUCAUGUACGUGGAAAGUAUCAAUGGGACAAGGACCUUGAGGGUGAGUUUAGGGAUAUUGUAGUAGUUUACGACUGAUUUUUGAUUUAUUUUACAUAAAAUUUUAACUAAAAAUAUACUUUUUGGGUCGGUAUUGGAUUUUUAAGAGUUUAGGUACAAGAAGGCUAAAUAAAUUUAAACAAUAUGAUUUUAGGGCUCAGUGUUUGACCUAGAUGCAUAUUACACCAAGCGGAUGCCAGGAGAGCCGGUGCCAGAUCGAACUCCAGCUAGACAAUGUGGAUUCCUCUCUUUCUUUAAGGCUCCAGAAGGCAUCUCAUUCAAGCCAAGCGACGUUUUAGAUGUUAAUGUUGUUGAUAUCAGCAGGUUCAAGAGACCUGCUUCAGUCGAAGAACAUGUUGAUCAACUGUUCUAUCCAUCCUCACUUAACUUUACUGUAGAUAUACUAACCACAACUAAAAUAACCCAAAUGGAAGUACUGUGUAUUCAGGAUCAGGUAGGGUUUUUAGCAUGAAUAAUUGAUUUUUGAGCUUUUUGUUAUAUUGUAGUAGGUGUUAAGUAAGCUUAGAAAUAUGUUUUAGGCGAUCAAUCAGAUUGAGAAGAACAUUGUGGAGUACUUUGAAGAUCCAUCUCACGCUUCCUCUUUCUUGUUUUCUUUAGGCCUAACCAAUUCGCUGCCAGAUGAAAAUGAUGUUGUUAUGAGGAGCUGCGUCUUCCGUAUUUUACUGAACAAUAACUUUUUGGGACUACUGAGAGUAGUGACAGACCCAAACCUACCUAGAGACAUAUUGGUAUUCAUCGACAAAUGGCUGUUCAAAGAGUUGGAAGCGUGCAAGGCUAGGCUGGAGAGUGAAAGUAAGAUAAUUUAGUUUUUUAAUUUAAGAGUAUAUUGGUAUAGUUGGAGUGAUUUUUUUUGUCUUUUAAAGCAAUUUUAACAUAUUUUGAUUUUCAGACACUAUGAUGAUAUCUGAACCACUGAGGAAUGUCCCAAAGGCUACGUUUGAGUAUCUGACUCAUUCUCAAUCAGUCUUCAGAAGGUCGGCUAAAGUCUUCACCGAAUUGGCCAAGCGAUUUGAGGAAUUGAACAUGGGUGAAAGUAAGCUUUUCUGUUAAAAUUUAGUUUUUGACACUGGUUUAUAAUCUUUUGCUACUUUUAGGUAUAACUUUAAAAUUUUUUUUGCUUGUUUUUGUAUCUAAACUCUAUUUUUAGGUGCCUUAACUCGAGUGAAAGCCCACGCCAAAGUAGCAGCAGACUUUGUACUAGUCGCUUCUGGCUAUAUCUUUGGUCUUCACAACGAUCUUCUGCGACAAACGGAAGAGAAUGUAGAGAUCAUGAACAAGUUGAAGCUCGAGUUUGCCAAAAGAUCUAAUAUGGCCAGACAUUUGAACUCUAAACUCGAAAUCCACCAGAUCUUCGAAGAGAUUCUGGACGCCAACCAAGAUGAACUAGAAGAAGCUCUGGGAAUCGAGGUGGCUUCCGAACUCUAUCCUCCAGAAUGCUACUUGAACUUCAUGGCCGUGCUACCAUUGUUCAACAUUUCGGAAGCGGCCAAACUGUCUGUGAUCGGAUAUCUGGCCAAAGACUUGGACUUGGUGGAUGUACAUUCAGAUUGGAACUACUUUGACAGAGCCUGUUCCUACUUCUUGAACGACAACUUGAGCUCGGACAAAAUGAAGCAGAUGAGCGACGUCUGGUCAUCAGACUACAAGUUGUUGACCAUUGGAAAGUUGGCCGAAAGCUCAGAAAUGCACGCUUUGAAGGUGGUUUCAGAAGAGGAGGAGACCGUGGAGGAAAAGGAUUUGUGCUUCAUGCCUUGUGAGACAGAGGAGGAGAAGAUCAAGCUCCUGGAAUUGUACUCACAAUUACCUCAUGGUAUACAUAAAUACAACAAGGACAUGAUCAGUCGGAAGAGAUACGAAAUGAUUGUGGAGGUAAGGGUUGAGAGUCUUUUGUGUUUUAGUGAAUUAUUAUUGAUAUUGGGGUAGUCAGGGCAGAAUAAGUUGAGUUUGGCGUUUUUAAUAUAAAAUGGAAUUUAUAUAUCUAUACUUACAUUUUUAUUGGAAGCGCGUCUUAAUGAUAAAGUUUAAAUUUUGAUGUUUCAGCCUCCAGUUCAAGUCGAAGAAGACGAACCAGAAUUUGUGAAAGAGACCCGACUGAACAUCCUCAAGAUCAAGAAAGACUUUCCAUUUGCUUUUGCCAAAAACUCAUUUCCACCAGAAAUAUUGGAGAAAUGUCGCAAGAAUCGUAUGUUAUUUUAAUAUUAUUUGACGUUAACUUGAGAAAAUUUUGAAUUUUUACUUGAUUUAUAGGUUUGUACCUAAAAUUUUAUUAUCAAAUUCUUGUGUUAUCGACCUAUUUUGGGUAUUAAUUAUGAGUAGAUGCACGUUUUGUUACGUUUUUUACUGUAAAAUAAAAUUUUUAGGUAAUGCUGUUCCGAAAAUGGUCUUAACUAACAGUGGAGGACCACAAGUGAUUGAAAUGUCUACAAAUAAAGGACUAUCUGGUCGUAUUUUACAUCAAAACGAUGAUCUGGACAUGCUGAUAGAUGAAGCAAAGGUCCCUCAGAAGUUCCCAACGGAUGAAAUGGACGAGAAGAAGGAGAAUAUGAAUGCUUUCACCCCACCUUCUAAGCAUUCUUACUUGUUACCUCAGAUCACUCCUCCGUCUUGUCGAAAGACUCCAAUGGCUUCGACUCCAGUCAUGGUGAGAACGGCCACAGGGGCUACACCGGUCAGAGACAGAGAAGGUGUUAUGUUGACUAGUGCUUUGAGGGUAGGUUUUUUGUGGUAUUUAUGUUUAAAGGGCUUUUUAGGCAUUAAUAUUGAUAUUGGGGUGGGUCAUUUGAACCUAGACUACUGUAAUUUGGUUCGAUUAUCUUAUAAAUAUUUUUGUGGCGAAUAAUGGUCUGAUUUAUUGUUGUUUCAGGCUAAAGACAUGGAACGAAUAAAGCGAAUGACGACGCCACUAUCAGUCAGAAAACGGGUAUCAGUGUUCUCAUCAACGACAGUCACCAAGUACCGUAAGACAACAUUUGAAGGUGGAUCCACCCCAACUGCACCAUCUUCAAGUACACCACCAUUCAGCAAAAGAACGCGAGAGAUCAAACCGACAUCAAUAUUGAGAACAGCUGGAUCAGUGAGAAGGACAGCCAUCAGCGAAUCCAAGAUUCAGUUCACGAAGACAAAGAAGAUUCAUCACAUUCCUACUAAUGCUGAAAAGUAAGUUUGAGACAAGGAUUGCCUUAUACUUAAAGUAAAAUAGAUUUAGUAAUGUUUAUGUAAACUUAUGUUUUCAGCCGACGGGUACAAAAUGCGGAUACUUCGUUCACAGAAUUCUCGAAGUUGGACGAUUCCACAGCUUCAGAAAUGUCCCAGAACUCACUACUGGGCGAUGAAAUUGAUCUACAUCAAUCGAUAGACUUUGAAGAGAAUUCUCCGAAUUCAGAAGAUGAUGGGGAAGAUCUGUUCUCUAUCACAAGAACCAUCGAAACUGCACAAGGUGGGUUUCACUAUACCUUUUUUAAAGCUUGCUUUUGGGGUAGUUUAUGGAUCAAAGGGGGUUUAUAUGUUUAAAAAUGUUUUCUAUUGUAAUUGUAGAGUACGUUACCGAGCGAUUUUUUUCGCCGAAAAAAGACGAAGCGAAGGACGAGAAGGCUGAUGAAGCUACAGAGGAAGAAACCCCUGGUACGCCUGAAGCUGCAGAUGAAGAAGCCUGUGGUACAACUGAAGCUUCAGAUGAACAAGCCUUUGGCACGAUUGAUGCUACAGAUGAACAAGGUUCUGGCACGGCUGAAGCUUCAGAAGCCCAAGAAACAUUAGAAACUACAUAUGAAGUAGAUAAAAAAAUGGACACUUCAGCAUCUUCUGAAGAGCCAGAGAGGAUUCCAGCUACUGUUGAAGUUGUUGAUGAAAUGAGUGAUGCAGAAGAACCAGAAGUGUUGUCAACUACAUAUGAUGUCGAUAAUGAUGUUCAAGAAGAAGAUUCUGUUGCGAAUUCAGAAGGCGCGUCUGUGCAGAACGAUGAAAAAACAACAGCUGAAGUAGUUGAAGAACCUGAAAGGCCUUCAGAAACUCCAGAAAAGACGAUAGCUGAAGAUGAAACUACAGUUUUGGAUUCAGAACAAACUUUUGUGAAGCACGAUGAAACAGCUACAAAAGACACUGUGCAACAUGAUGAUCUCCAACUAGCUACUGAUGAGCAAGAACCAUCUGCUAGUGAACCUCCUAAGAAGAGGCGAGGCAGAAAGCCAAAGGAUCCAAACGAGUCGUCAAGUAGUGGUAAUGUUUUUUGAAAUUUUGUUAUUUGAAGUUGAAAAUGUCUUUGAAAAUCGGUUUUUGAAGCUUUUUUGACUAGUAUUUUAUGAAAAAGUACUGUUUAGUAUAAUAUUGAUGAUACAAAGUAUUUUUUAUGGUUUUUGUGUUGUUUUUGGCCAAAUUCAAUAAAAGUUAUUGUGUUAUGAAUGUCAACUUGCAGGGCGCAAAACAACUCCUCGUCCGAAAGCGGCCGCAUUGUCCAGAAGGUCUCCUCGACUUCAGACUCCAGAGCCUUCAGCCGUGAAUGACACUGAUGACAGUUUUAAACCUCGGCGAUCUCCCAGAUUGAAUCGACAGAAAUAA